AUGCAACAGCUCCAUUCGAGGACGCAUGAUGGCCUUGAGGUCCGCCUCCUUUGCAAAUCGAUCGAUCCAAAGAACAUGACAGUAAUGUAUUCGACCAAAUUUGAGGUACAAAAGUCAUCUAUACCAUGCGUGGCAUCAGGUACUUAUGGAAGGCCUGUGAAGUUCCCUGAGUGGCAAAACAACUACCGCCUCCCAAACAAAAAGAUGACUCCACAACAAGAAUCGCUUUCGAUUCCCCCCCAGUACGGCAAAGAAAGAGCAAGGAUGAGCAUUGAUGAACGCCUAGGACAGGAACGAAGUGUCCGACCACGGGAUGCUUAUUGCAAUACGCAAAAAGAUCUAGGAGUGCUUUUAGAACGUGGCAGAAGGGAGCGAAGGUCACGCUCACCACCUUCACGAGAAACCAUGCCGCCGGAUCCUUCAUCUGGUGGAAGACAACUUCCUAACCAUAGAAGACAGGGUAACUUCACCUCACAAGCGAACUGCAGCAGCCGAACAGAAUUGAAAGACUUUCUCCGUAAACCUGCGCGAAUACUCGCCCCUAAAAAAGGCCCCAUAGAACCGCCAAGGCCAGCGACGAAACUGAGCAGGUCAGCCUCACCGGGUGAUGCACCAGCAGCAGCAGGGAUCAAACCACCGAGAUCUGCUUCUUCAAGGGAGAAAGAAGUGGAUGCAACAGCCGCAGAGGAGUAUCGGGACCGGUCACAGACUCCUGAUUCACAGGAGCGCCAGGGAAGCAAAAGUCUUCCAUUGCAACAACAACUAUCAAGGGCAUGCAGCAGAAGCAGUCAGGAACUGUCAGUGAAGUCAAAUGUUGGCCUUGUGAACCAACCAGAAACAGCGAUGGACUGUGAGAAACCUUUUGCAGAUGAUGGCGAGGAUUUAAAGAAAGACCAAACGGGACAAGGAGAGCUGAGACUUGGUGGAGAGGAAGCAGAUAUUGAGAAAUGCAGGGAUGUGCGGAGCGCCGCCGAUGUCUCACGCAAAACUGGGACAGAGGCACUACCUUCGCCAGCGGAGAUCGACCCAAGUCUUGAAAAACUAUCACUAGUGUGUCGGCCGGGAGAAAAAUCAAGCAGCAAACUUCCUAAGGAGGCUUUGACUUUGACCGCUUCAGAUGAGACAGACAACACGGCGGCAAAGGUGAUUUCCUUCGAAACGAAUGACGUAAGUGGUGUAGCUGCUCCCUCGGCGACAAGAGACAGUGCUCCCAAAGCAACAAUAACUGGAAGUGCUCCCGCAGCAACAAUGACUGAAAUCGCUCCCACAGCAACAAUAACUGAAAAUGUUGAAUCAGACGUUAUUCCUGACACUUCAAGCUCACUGGCGCAGUGCAGCGUCAACGUCAGGUUGCGUCUCCGGAGCGCUCAUGUUUCUAAUAAGGAUCCCGCGCCAUCCUUUAAAAGAGAUCCUGCUCCAACCUGUCUAGUACCCGCCAGAAGGAUCGUAUUCACCUCUUCAAAGAAAACGACAACAGCCCCCUCCCCCAUCCCACCACCUACUACUGAAAUGCCGCUUGGGAUGUCAAAGGCAUCACUGACGGGUGACAGCGACAACGAUGAGUCGGCGGAUGACAAUAUUCCGUUAGCUCGGCUGAGGCGGAUGGCACUUAAAAAUAGAAAUAGAUCUCGCACUGCUCCGGGCAAGAAUAAUUGCAACGCAACCUCGAUUAAUAUGCUUGCUUCAACAUUCCAAAGGACUAAGUCAACAAAGGGACUUCGACAAUCACCACGCCUAGGACCGUCAUCCAAUUCAGCGGGGUCUGAGUGUACGCGAUUAGCAGCGGACGGUGCUAAUGCCGGGCAACAUACACUCGAAUACAAACCUGCAUCCACAGUGCAGAACAGAGGGGAUACUGCGCCAACUGUUGGAACAUUUUCACCUAUAUCCGCUGGUCCCGGCGGGGCUUGUCACCCAAAUAUGAACUUUGAAGGGCAAAGAGCGCGGAUGUUUGAUGACGUCGGAUUGCUGCCAUCUGUUGGACGACGGGAGCCGCCGAAGGGUGCAAGUCCCCCAUCACCAACUACGCAGUACCAAUUUCGCGCAAGAGAGGCCCCAGGGCAGUUGGUGAGCAAUCCAGAGAUGGGCACAUCAAACAUAGCAGAAGGAGUUGGGGAGCAGCUGGUCCUGGUGGGCAGAAGCCUGCUCUCAGCCACCUCAGACGUUCCUGGUAUGGUCGUCUCGAGGUACGCAAGCGUGGAAGAGGAAUGUCUUGAUGCAGGGAUUGCUGGUGCUCGCGAAACGUUAAGAGGGGCUAGCAUCAGGGACGAAGCAGAGUGUCCGCCGAUGAAGCGGCUUCAGGAACCCCCAGUACCUCGUGCGAGCUUGAAUCCAGAAAUGAGUCAUCCACAGAGCACAUUGCAACAAACUGACUUUGGUUGCAAUUCUUUAAAGAUAGAAGAAGAAACUGUUGACAGUGCAAAGGAGUCCGAGAACAAGCCAGUACUUGAAAGGGAAGGCGCUCGCAUUGCUUUUCAGAAAGCCUCGGACCGAGCAACUCCGUCAGGAGUGCGGUGCAUCACAGCCACACGAGCUUUCCAAGUUAUGGUAGACUUAAUGAAGACUGAAGCCGGUUGCAAGGGAAACCCAAGCGAACGGACUAUAGCCCUGUCGUUGUAUGGGAAAACGGGUCAAAAGAAAAUAUGCACGGAGGAUAUGUUUCUUCAAAGUUUUUCUGAACUACUAGAGUUUGCGAAAGCCCACAGAAGGCAAAGUUUAGAAAAUCUUUUUAACAGAUCUUUGCCGGAGGGAGCGCAUACAUUGUUAAUCUUCCACGCUAUAGAUUUGUUGAAGAGAGGUUCAGGAGAAGAAGGAAUUGGUCGCUUCAGUUGGAGCGACGAAGAAAUGGAAUAUAUGCUUGAGACGGAAGGGUCUGGUAUGGUAAUAGAUAAGGACUCCUUUAUCCGUGCUGCAGAAAGGAUGAUGCUAGAUAGGCGUGAAAAGCUAAGACCGAAUUUCUAAUCAGCUAUGACCGAUCGUCUUGUUACAGUACGGGCACGGCUUCGGUAGCCGAGGUAUGACUAGACAUCCAAACAGGGUUUAAUAAGGAUCGGCUGAGGGCAAGUUUAGUUGAUCAGGUUACUAAUUUACCGGAGGGUACUACUGGACGGAGCUCACAACGUUUACAUUUUGUUGUUGUAUUGCUGGAUAACCUAUUGCAUUACGUUACUAUUUUAUAUACUUGGUAGUAGAUGCAGGACGUUACUAUUGUAUACACUUCGUGGUAAAUGCAGAACGUUACUAUUG
Messenger RNA from Chondrus crispus (carragheen), 3246 nucleotides. RefSeq lists its product as hypothetical. The record is from RefSeq and is a predicted model, not a curated record. The transcript has 2 exons. NCBI's taxonomy places the organism in Eukaryota, Rhodophyta, Florideophyceae, Gigartinales, Gigartinaceae. Bases 1 to 2961 code for a protein of 986 amino acids.